AUAUUAGUAUCGGGGAAGGAAAAUAGAGACAAAGAAAGAAAGAAAGAAAGAAAGAAGAACAAAGUGAGUGGAUUGAGAGAGUGAGAGAGAGAGAAGGGGGGGGGUGACUAAACUCUCGGAAAAAGCAAAAGGGGAAGUCUGCAAAUAAAGGGAGAGGAGGAGAAACGCUAGAAACCACAUGUGGCUGUUAGGAGCCAUAAUCCAGCUAUGGAGCGAGACAGAAUUGCUGCUCUUAAACGCUCAUUUGAAGUGGAGGAUGUGGACUCCUCCUCGCACUCUUCAUCACCUCACACACGCCGAGCACCAUCCAAUGUUCAGCGUUCAGCCAUGUCUCCGACCAGUGGACGGUAUUACGAACUGGGCUCCAAUGGUACCAAGCCCUCUGACACCUCGAGGCCCAAGGCACGAACCCCUGAACCUGUGUCACGUAGGACAGAGCUAGGCUUUGACAUCUCAUCCAACAACAAUGGCAAAGCUAUUGAAGGCUCUCCCAGUCCUGGCACGGCUCGGUUUGGGCUGAAGAGACCAGAUGUCUUGGGCCACAGUAAGACCCCUGAGAUGCAGAAGCACUCAGUCACCUUCAGCAAGACACUGGAGACCAUUGCCCCCAUCACACGUGCAGCAUCUACCAUUGUUCCUCAUGCCAGUGCUAAACUCCCAGAGACCACCUUCAGAAAGAGUGAGCCACCAAGCCCUGGGGAUGGAUCAGCAAGAAAGCAUGAAAUCGGUGUCACCAAAACAACAGACACCAGAGGUCAUGACAAUCUCCACCAUCCACUGGUUACAACAAGGUGUCCAUCGCCAAAUCAUGUCGGACGGAAAUCCCCUAGUUCUGACGGGCAUAGGCCAGAGGUCAUUACAAGUAUUUACAGCAAUAUGGCAGACGUAGGAAAAACGCCUGUGGCACGGAGUGAGAAGACCAGCAGUGAGUUUGGCUAUGUGGGCAUUGAUGCCAUCUUGGAACAGAUGAGGAGGAAAGCCAUGAAACAAGGCUUUGAGUUUAACAUCAUGGUAGUGGGUCAAAGUGGUCUGGGUAAAUCCACACUGAUGAACACACUUUUUAAGUCUAAAGUGAGUCGCAGAUCGGUGAUGACAACAGAGGAAGAGCGAAUUCCCAAGACCAUCGAAAUCAAGUCUAUCAGUCAUGAUAUUGAGGAAAAAGGAGUGAGAAUGAAGCUGACUGUCAUCGACACACCAGGCUUCGGAGACCAGAUAAACAAUGAGAACUGUUGGCAGCCCAUCAUGAAGUUCAUUAAUGCACAGUACGAACAGUAUUUACAGGAAGAGAUCAACAUCGACAGGAAGAAGAGGAUUCCAGACUCAAGAGUCCACUGCUGCAUAUACUUUAUUCCUCCUACUGGACACUGUUUGCGGCCAAUUGACAUUGAGUUUAUGAGACACCUAAGUAAAGUGGUGAACAUCGUUCCUGUUAUCGCCAAAGCAGACACAUUGACCCUGGAGGAGAGAGACUUCUUCAAACAGAAGAUAAGAGAGGACUUGCGAGCCAAUGAAAUUGACAUCUAUCCUCAAAAGGAGUUUGAUGAGGAUGCAGAGGACCGAAUGAUUAAUGAGAAGAUAAGGGAGAUGAUCCCGUUUGCUGUGGUGGGAAGUGAUCAAGAAUAUCAGGUCAACGGAAAAAGACUUCUGGGCAGGAAAACAAGAUGGGGGACAGUAGAAGUUGAGAACACAGCACACUGUGAGUUUGCCUAUUUGCGGGACCUGCUCAUCAGAACUCACAUGCAGAACAUCAAAGAUAUCACAAGCAGCAUCCAUUACGAGAUGUACCGCGUACGCAGACUCAAUGAGAACAACACACAACCAAACGGGCAGCAAGCAAUCCACACCAAUGGCAUACCUGAGCCUGAAGUCCUCUCCCACGAGAUGUAGAUGUCUGCCUAACCAUCCAUCCAUACAUCCAUCAGUCCGUCCAUCUAUCCAUUUCUCCUUCAAUCUCUUAAUUUUCAAAAGUCUCUCCUUCAGUUCACUCUGCCUUCAUCAUUUUGUCACUGUGUUUGUUUUACACAAAAAAAUAUUUCUGAACUGUGGAAUAUGAAUCUUUAAGUGUGUAGCAAAAUGUGAUGUUCUGUAAUGAGAGUUUUAUUAAAGAUGUUACUACAUGUCUCUCUCUCUCUCUCUCUCUCUCUCUCUCUCUCUCUCUCUCUCUCUCUCUCUCUCUGUGUGUGUUCUCAUUUAUGGUAACUGCUCAAAGAUCAGAAAUAAUGACAUCUGUCAAAAUGCCACAAUGCUUUAAGUUCUCUCACUUAAUCAUUACAAAUAACACAUUAAAGUGGUUAAAUUGCAAUUUGACAAACAAAUAGAUAUUGUAUGGCUAUUGGGUAUAAAAAAAGGAGGGGCUCUGCAGCAUAAAAAUCCAAAUAAAUCAUGUUUUUGACUAUUUGGAAAUAUAAUGGAACAAAGACAAGUGGAAAGGGAUCUAAAUAUUACAGGACUUCUGACUGUACAUUCACACACUUUUAGACAAGAGGUUUGAUCUUGAUUAAAGCAUUGUAUGAAUAACAUUUUAGCUGAGUAUAAACAUAAUUUAAUUUUAGUAACCCCCUUUUUGUAGUGACUCUGACCUGUGUUGUAUCUUGUAUUCUAUUGUGCUUUGUGCCAUGUUUGCAUUUGUUUUUUUAAAGCUUAGUUCAUUUAUUUUGUAAUUUUAAUGAUUGUUGUGCUGUUUAAUUGUAAAGACUUUGACAUACUUAUGUGAAAUGAAAUGUUCUUUUUGUUUUUAAGAAAGGCAAGCAUUUUUUUUAAGUUGUAAAGAGUUAUGUAUUUAUAUACACCAUAAUUUACCCAGAUGUAAUAGUGUGGCUUUUGUAGGUCAAAUGUUCAUAUUUCCAAAAUUGCACCACAGUGACCCAAAUCACCUGUACUUACAUUUUUUUGUUUUGUUUUGUUUUGUUUUGUUUUUUUCUUUUGCAACUGUCAGUAUUCAGUAAAGCAAGUCCUGAGCCAUUCUAUUCUCUAUCUGUAUUCUGUAAUUAUAUGUGUGACCAUGAAUUGUUGAUAGAUGUAUUUCAUGUUAGUGAUUUCAUGUUUCAUGCUUAGUGACCCCCCAAACGUUUUGGACACUUAAACCACACUUAAAAGUUCAUUGAUGUUUUUGCAUUAUGUACAGUAGCAAAAUAUCUCAAAAAAAGUGGCAUCUCAAACACAAAGAAUUUUAUUUUUUUUUUUAUUUUUUUUUUUACAUCUAUGUGAAGUAGAGGGGAGCAGUUUUUAUUCUUCCAAGGUUUUUUUUUUUUUUUUUUUUUUUUUGCAGAUGCCAUUUGGUUUAAUAUUUUGGUUUGAUAAUUCAUACUUUUUUUAAGUGUGACAAAGUAUACAAAAUUGUACAAAUAUUUUAUGGGUCAAUAUAUGGACAAAUAUAAGUUAAGCAAUUUCCUUAACAGUUAAACUGUGCCCUGGACUUAUGCUGACCAUUUUUCUAUGUAAGUAAAAAAAAAUGACCACAUAUUUUGCCUACAUUUAAGGGGAUGUACAUUUUAAGCCUUUUUAUUAUUAUUAUUAUUUUAAACCCUGAUUCAAAAGAUUUUUAAAGAUUUUAAAAGAUUAUACGUACUGCUUAAAAAUGAGGACAGUUUUCUCAGGUUCCAAAGUCCCACCUAGUGCUGCCUAGUGAUUUGCAUAAUAUUUGAAACAUGACAUGGCUGUCAAUUCCUGGCUGUCAUGUUAUUUUGCAGCCAUAAUAAACGGACACCAAAUAUCCUAGUUUUUUAUUGUUUUAUUCAACCUGUAUUGUGUAAUUCAAAUAUGUCCAGACUGGUCAGAGAUAUUAUAUACAUUAAAACAGAUUAUUUUA
Molecule: messenger RNA, 3808 nt
Organism: Ctenopharyngodon idella (grass carp)
Lineage: Eukaryota; Metazoa; Chordata; Actinopteri; Cypriniformes; Xenocyprididae
Gene: septin9b
Product: septin 9b
Exons: 12
Coding region: 208-1887 (559 amino acids)
Biological process (GO): cytoskeleton-dependent cytokinesis
Cellular component (GO): cell division site; septin complex; microtubule cytoskeleton
Molecular function (GO): GTPase activity; GTP binding; molecular adaptor activity
Source: RefSeq, a predicted model, not a curated record